Messenger RNA from Solanum tuberosum (potato), 3636 nucleotides. RefSeq lists its product as uncharacterized. The record is from RefSeq and is a predicted model, not a curated record. Lineage: Eukaryota; Viridiplantae; Streptophyta; Magnoliopsida; Solanales; Solanaceae. The transcript has 5 exons. The coding region runs from base 1 to 3636 and encodes 1211 amino acids. Gene Ontology annotation, molecular function: catalytic activity.
AUGCGAACUCUGAAGUGGGAUCCUACGUUUGACCCGGAAAAGGAAGCUGCGGUGGGGAAACCAUUACAGGUAGAUCUGGCUACGAAGAAUCAAACUAGUCCUAGUUGUGCAAGGGUUAAAGUGGAGGUGGAUCUUUUAGGUGAAUUUCCUAAGAGAAUUAAUGUGGGCGUACGAAAACAAUCUGGGGAAGUGGUGGAAAAAUGGAUCCGUAUUAAAUAUGAUUAUGUUUCGAAGUAUUGUAAAAAUUGCAGUAUUCAGGGACAUAAUGAACAAGAAUUCUAUAUAAUACAUCCAGAGUUAUACCCAAAGAAGGAAGGGAAUGAGGUUGAAGAAUGCUCUGGAGGUAAGGGGGAUACAUACAAGAAACAGCUGGCAGAGCAUCCUGUGGAGAGAAGGGAAACAGUACAAAACAUUGAUGAGGUUGUAUUCCAGGAACAGAAAAAGAAAAAGGGUGGCUGGGAAAGGAAGACGGGACAAAAUAAAUUCCAAGUGUGGUAUCCAAAACACAGUCAAAAGGAGAGGGCGGACGAGAACACGUGGAAUAUGUUUGACGCUUUGGGCAGGAUAGAUAAUGAGGAGGAUGUUGAUCCUCUACAAAGGGAGGGUAAUAAGGAAACCAAUAUGGGAAAUGAGGUUGGUUCAACAAAAAAAUGGGUGGUGGAAGUUUUCAACGAAAAAGAGAGGACUGAAGAAAGUGAUAGUAUUAAAAGAAAACAAGGAGGACAGACGGGGUCUAGAAAAGGAAAUACAAUAAAUGAUAUUGAGGCCUUAGACACUUCUCUGACAGUAGACAAGGCAUACAAUGCUGAAGUGGGGAGAGAGAACACGAGCAGUAAAGUGGGGAAUAUAGGGGAAGGUGUACCAGAAGGUUUGGAAAAUGAAGGAAGUUCAAGUUUCUUUGAGAAUGGGAUAAAUGAUUUACAAGAACAUAAUAAUGAAGAAAUACAGCAUAGACGUGAUACAGAAGAGGAUGGGGAAGUGAAUGGGAAUAUUGAUACAAUAGCAAGGGAGGGAGAUCUUUCACCAAGACAAAUAACCAAGAUAUGGAUAUUCUGGGAUGAGGAUUGGACAUGGGAGGUGGUAAGAGAUAACGUUCAACAUCUAUCAGUGAGGUUUGAAGCUGGAAGUGUUAAGUUCAUGGUUACAGCAGUUUAUGCAAGGUGCGAUGCUUUGGAGAGGUUAGAACUGUGGGAGGAGCUGGAGGGUCUGGCCAAACAAAAUCAGUAUCCAUGGCUUGUUGGAGGGGAUUUUAAUGUUAGAGCUUCGGGGAGUAAAUUCACCUGGUGGAAUGGCAGAGUAGAAAGAAAUUGCAUUUUCAAAAGGUUGGAUAGGGUGUUAUGCAAUCAGGAAUUUGAACAAUUUUUUCCUAGUAGCAAAGUACAACACUUGAUAAGGCAAGGAUCUGAUCAUGCACCUCUACAUUUGACGUGUAAGUCGGAGGAGGAAUCCAUAAUUCGGUCGUUUAAGUUUCUUAAUUUUUGGACGAAACAUCCAAAAUUCAAAACAAUAGUGGAGGAGAAUUGGAAGGUGGAUUUUAAAGGUUCACCAUUCUUGGAAUUUCAAGCAAAGGUUAAAAAGGUCAAACAAGCUUUGACAUGUUGGAGUAAAGAGACUUUUGGGGACAUUUUCCAGCAAGUUCAGAGGUUAGAGGAAGAAAUUAGAAUGAAAGAGAUGCAGCUGGAGAUUAACCCGUCACCUCGAAAUAGAGAGGAAUUAAACAAAACAGAAGCAGAAUUGAAAAAGCAUAGGCUCAUGGAGGAGGAGUUUUGGAAACAGAAGUCGGGAAUGAGAUGGUUCAAAGAUGGAGAUAGAAAUACAAAGUUUUUUCACAAUUAUGUGAAAGGGAGGAGACGAAAAUUGUUCAUUUCUGAAAUCCCUACUACUCAAGGGGAUACAGUGACUGGGAAUGAGAAUAUUGGGAUGGAGGAACAAAAUGAGGCAAUGGGAAGAAUGCCAAAUAUGGAGGAAGUGAGGGAGGCUGUCUUUGCACUUAAUGGUGAUAGCACAAGCGGUCCAGAUGGAUUUUUGGGGGAAUUUUUCCAGAGCAGUUGGCAAAUUGUGGGGGAAGAUACAACAAGGAUGUCCAGUUUUGUGAAAGGGAGGAGUAUAACAGAGAAUGUUUUGUUAGCCCAGGAGAUAAUACGGGACAUUAACAUAAGAAAGAAAUUUCAGAAUGUGGUGGUGAAACUUGACAUGGCCAAAGCAUAUGAUAGAGUGUCAUGGUUUUUUUUAACCAAAGUACUAAGGAGAUUUGGUUUCUCGGAAUUGAUCAUUGAUAUGGUAUGGAGACUGAUAUCUAACAACUGGUACUCAAUUUUGGUGAAUGGGCAGUCAUAUGGGUUCUUUAAGUUAACGAGGGAAUUAAAGCAAACGGAUCCUUUAUCCCCUACUUUGUUUAUCAUUGCAACAGAGGUUUUGACGAGGGGUUUUAAUAAGCUUCAUGAAGAUAAGGAAUUUAAAGGAUAUGGCAUGCCUAAAUGGAGCCCUCCUAUAAACCAUUUAUCUUAUGCGGAUGACACCAUAUUAUUUUGUUCAGGGGAGAAGGAAUCUAUUAAGAUGAUGAUGGGAAUACUAAGGGAAUAUGAGAAGAUUUUUGGCCAGCUGAUAAAUCUCAAUAAGAGUUCAUUUUAUCUACAUGAUAAUACACCCGUGAUAGUAGCAGUGAGAUUAAGGAAAAUUACUGGGAUUAGACAAGGAAACUUCCCUUUCACAUAUUUGGGGUGCCCGGUGUUUUAUGGCAGAAAAAAUAAUGUAUAUUAUGAAGACUUGUUGAGGAAAAUACAAAAGAGGCUUUUAUCCUGGCAGAAUAAAUGGUUGUCAUAUGGGGGGCAAGUAAUUCUUAUUACUACUAUAUUACAGUCAAUGCCAAUAUACCUUCUUUCAGCCAUGAAUCUGACAAAACGAGUCAUUCAUCAAUUACAUCAGCUGUUCGCAAGUUUUUUCUGGAGUAAGGCAGGAGGAAACAAAGGAAAACAUUGGGUAGCCUGGGAAAGAUUAUGUUAUCCCAAAACAGAAGGGGGAAUAGGAGUGAGGUCGUUACAUGAUGUAUCGAAGGCUCUAUAUAGUAAGUUAUGGUGGAAUUUCAGAACCUCUACUUCUUUAUGGAGCAAUUAUAUGUGGGCGAAAUAUUGUAAGAAACAACAUCCAGUAUUGGUCAUGAAUAGAGGGGCCUCUCAUGCUUGGAAAAGAAUGGUGGAGUUAAGAGAAGAAGUUGAACACAACAUUUGGUGGCAACUCAAAUCAGGCGAGAUGAGUUUUUGGUUCGAUAACUGGACAAAGCAAGGAGCGUUAUAUUUUUUAGAGGACCAUACAGUAGGGGAGGAAGAGAUAGAGGUGAAAAAGUUCAUCACAAAUGAAGGGUGGAAUAUUCAAAAAUUAGGCCAAGUAUUAUCAGAAGAACUGGUGGAGUAUAUCACUAAAUUCAUUAAUCCACAUUUAUUGGAGGAAGAGGAUAAGCCUUGGUGGAUGGGAAUUACAAGUGGGGAAUUCACAGUCAAAUCAGUCUUUGAUCUGCUGAGAAGUAGAAAGGAAAAUGAGGAAUGGAGGGGUAAUAUGUGGUGCAAACAAAUCCCUUUUAAGAUGAGUUUUCUAUUAUGGAGGAUUUGGAGGGGAAGAAUUGCACGGAGGAAAAUCUAA